Molecule: messenger RNA, 1337 nt
Organism: Gadus chalcogrammus (walleye pollock)
Lineage: Eukaryota; Metazoa; Chordata; Actinopteri; Gadiformes; Gadidae
Product: zona pellucida-like domain-containing protein 1
Exons: 11
Coding region: 108-1337 (409 amino acids)
Cellular component (GO): cell surface
Source: RefSeq, a predicted model, not a curated record
GGAGGCCAUGCGGGAAUAUAAAAGCCUCAUCCCACCUGUGCUGCUCUGACAGAAACUCCAGCUCAAAUAUCCUCUCUCCAAGGAGUAGUGCGUACCUUCCAGACACCAUGCUGCUUCACUUAUGUCUCCCCCUGGUGUUGGUGUUUAUCCAGCCCACUCUCUCCACCUACAACUGCUCGUCUGAGUAUGACCGGGUACCAGACAACACUGACAUGAUGGUGGACUGUGGCACCAGCAUGAUCACGCUCGAGGUCAACCUCUGCUCGGCCCAGUGGGCGGGCUUUAAUGCGACGGGCCUGGCACUGAACGGGGAACACAGCAUCCCCGACUGCCAGGGCACCAUCCACACGGACGUGGUCCCUCCUGUGAUCCGCUACCAGCUCCCUGUCAAUCACACACAGGCUAACCUGUGUCGCCAGUCGCUGCAGAUCGUGGAUGAGGCGCCCGACCCUUCGGGGCACUUCGGAGAUUUCUCCACCGUCCAGUCGUUGAUCAUCACCGGCUUUGUGGACACGCCGGGCUCCAGCGAGGGCUUGAUCAGCUACGCCACUGACCUCUACUACCACUUCUCUUGCCGGUACCCGCUGGAGUACCUCCUCAACAACACACAGAUCAUAGCGUCUUCAGUCUCAGUGGCGAACAGGGACAACAACGGAACCUUCAUCGACACCCUGAAGAUGACCGUAUAUAAUGACACAAACUAUAAUCAUCAAUUGCUGGUGCCCGUCAGUGGACUCGAACUGAGAACCAAAAUCUAUGUUGAAGUUGAGGCUGUCAACAUGACUGGGAAUUUCAAUUUGUUUCUGAAUCACUGUUUUGCGACAUCGAGCCCUUAUAACCUAUCCCAAACGGAGCGGCACAACUUCUUCAUUGCCGGCUGCUCUGUGAACCAGAAGGCCGCACUCACCAUCAACGGCGUGGCCAAGAACUCCCGCUUCAACUUUGAGGCGUUCCGCUUCGUGGAGCACCGAGACCAGGAGAAGUCCAGCAUCUACCUCCACUGUAUUCUCCGGCUGUGUGAGCCCACCAAGUGUCAGGAACUGAUCGACGCCUGUACUAGUCGAAGAAGAAGGAGAUGGGCUCGCUCCGUUGAACAGGACACGGAGGAGGUGGCCACAGUGUCCUUUGGUCCGCUCGCCAUGGGCAGAGGAGACUCGUCCCUUGCAGCUGAAGAUGAAGAUGCCGCAAGCCAAUCCCCAGCAGAGGACAGCAGUGUGACAGCAGUGGUGCUGGGGGCGCUGUUUGGAUCUGCUGCUGUCACCUUGGUGAUCCUUGCCAGCUGGAUGGCCGUCAAGAAGUUCUACUACUCAGGGGCGGGCCUUAGUGCUUUUAACUGA